Messenger RNA from Owenia fusiformis, 1917 nucleotides. The record is from the annotation of a GenBank genome assembly. Lineage: Eukaryota; Metazoa; Annelida; Polychaeta; Sabellida; Oweniidae.
UGUAAACUCAAGAAAAGUGGUGAUUUGUUCUCGUUUUAAAGAACACAUAUUAUGGAUGGAAACAAAGAAGAUAAAGACCUGCAAGGAAUUUCAAAUGACAAAUUUCAAGAAAUUCAAACUGACAAAAUCCCAGUUGACAAAGUGCAGGGAAUCGCAUUUGACAAAGUGCAGGAAAUUCCAGUUGACAAAGUACAAGGACUACCAAUUGAGCUUCAGAAAAUUAUACCAUCCAGGCCAAGCCUGCAACUUGACUGUAUAGAAGAGGCAACAGUAGGCAAAGCAUUCUAUACAUUAUUCAACAGAGUUAUCGCGAAAUUAUUUCAGGGAGACUUUAAAAGAUGUCACUCGUUGUCUUCUGCCUUGCUUGACUAUACAUGGGAGAAGCUGAAUACAGGCCACUGGAAAGAUGUCAACAUACAAUGGAGAUAUGCCUAUACCUAUGGCUCACUGUUUAAAACUAUUUGUGAAGUUGCUAUGGUAACCAAUGAAGUAACCAUUACAACACAUGAUAUUGAUGAACCAACCAAUGAGGUUGACAUGACAACAAAGGGUGAUAUCAGCAUUGAUUCAAUGCCAACAAGCAAAAGUGAAAACAAUGAUAAACACAAUGAUACAACAGAACAAAGUCUUCAAGAAACUGUUAUACCCAAAUAUGAUGAGUCUCAUAUUGAAAACAAGCUGACUGGCCUACAAAGUGCAAUUAAAACAUGCGACAUGGGGCUCCUAAUGGGUGCACCAGUGCUUGACAAUAUACUCUCAAAGAUUGUUACCUGCCUUCAAAUGUUGCAUAGCAACUGGUCAAACCAUGACAACCGUGACCAUAAAGUAUCUCAUACAACACAUAAAGCUGAUCAUGAUCAGUCUACUGAUGUUAAUAAUGAACUAAAUGAACCAAAACUGAAGAAGCCUAAAAUGGGCAUCCAUGUUAUGAUUGAUCCAGUCAAAGCAAUACCAAGACUAGAAUGUCCAUCUCUUGAGACAUUCCGAAACCUCUACAUGGAUAAAGAGGCACCUGUCAUAUUGGAAAGGACCGUUACUCAUUGGCCUGCAUUAUCAAACAGGCAAUGGAGUGUUAACUAUAUUAAGAAAAUCGCUGGCUGUAGAACAGUCCCUAUUGAACUUGGUUCUAAAUAUACUGCAGAUGAAUGGUCUCAAUCUUUGAUGACAAUUGCGGAUUUUAUUGACAAAUACAUUGAUAUUAAAUAUGAUUAUGAUGACACCCAAACCUUGAAGAAUUUAGAUGGAGGCUCUGGAUCUAGCAACACAAAUAAUACGCCCCCUAUUGGAUAUUUAGCUCAACAUCAACUGUUUGACCAAGUUCCUGAGCUCCGCGAUGACAUCUAUAUUCCAGAUUACUGUUGCCUUGGUAACAAUGAUGACAUUGAUAUAAAUGCUUGGUUUGGACCAAGAGGGACCAUAUCACCUUUACAUCAGGACCCAAAACACAACUUUCUCACUCAGGUAGUUGGAGAAAAGUACAUCCGGUUAUACUCAGUUGAGAACACCCCUUAUCUCUACCCUCAUGAUGAUAAAAUACUUUUCAAUACUAGCCAAGUUGACAUUGAAAAUCCAGAUCUUGAGAAGUUCCCUCUAUUUGAAAAGGCUGUAUUUACAGAGUGUGUACUUAGGCCGGGAGAUAUGCUCUACAUCCCACCUAAAUGUUGGCAUUUUGUAAGGUCUUUGUCAACCAGUUUCUCGGUCAGCUUCUGGUGGAACUGACUUAUUCAUGGAAAAUUAUGAUCUUUAUUUCAACAGAAAUGCAAUAAUUGUGAUAAAUGUAUCAUAUAAAAUGUCACGAUCUGCCAUUUGUUACAGAUACAAAUGCCAAACACUAAAUACCGAACACCAACCACAAAAAGUUGGAGAUUAUAACAGUAUGUCACAACCACAAGUGGUGACAUAAAAAUGGACCCAAGU